AUGGACUACUGACACGUCCACGACAUCGAGGUCUUCUACAACAUGGCGCUGCUCGACGCCGAGAUGGUCGGCUUCUGGGCCAAACUCCCGCUCAUGCGGGCGCUGCUCCUCGCGCACCCGGAGGUCGAGUUCCUCUGGUGGAUGGACUCUGACACCAUGUUCACCGACAUGGCGUUCGAGCUCCCGUGGGAGCGCUACGGGCCACACAACCUGAUCAUGCACGGCUGGGACGAGAUGGUGUACGACGACAAGAACUGGAUUGGGCUCAACACCGGCAGCUUCUUGCUGCGCAACUGCCAGUGGUCGCUUGAUAUGCUGGAUACCUGGGCGCCAAUGGGGCCAAAGGGCCCUGUCCGCAUCGAGGCCGGCAAGGUGCUGACCAAGUCCUUGAAGGACCGACCAGUAUUCGAGGCCGAUGAUCAGUCGGCCAUGGUGUACAUCCUCGCGACACAGCGCGAGAAAUGGGGUGAUAAGGUUUACCUUGAGAAUGGGUACUACCUCCACAGCUACUGGGGGAUCUUGGUCGACAGGUACGAGGAGACGCUUGAGAACUACAAGCCAGGGCUAGGUGAUCACCGGUGGCCGCUCGUCACACAUUUUGUCGGGUGCAAGCCAUGCGGCAAAUUUGGAGACUACCCUGUCGAGAGAUGCCUCAAGAACAUGGAUCGUGCAUUCAAUUUUGGGGAUAACCAGAUCUUGCAGAUGUAUGGGUUCACACACAAGUCACUGGCAAGCAGGAGAGUGAAGAGGAUCAGGAACGAGACCAGCAACCCGCUUGAGACGAAGGAUGAGCUUGGGCUGCUUCAUCCAGCAUUCAAGGCUGUGAAGACUUCCACAUGAUAAUUAGAAAUCUGGUGACAACAGAAGUUUGGGUUGGGGUCAUGGGAUGGAUAUCUUUGUUGUAAUGUGAGGUGUUAGGAGAAUUAUGUUAUGUUUAUUUAUUGGCAUAAGUUAUGUCUUACACGUACAAAUGAGUUAAUGGAUGAACUCAAGUUAUUGGUUCAA
Molecule: messenger RNA, 1005 nt
Organism: Zea mays
Lineage: Eukaryota; Viridiplantae; Streptophyta; Magnoliopsida; Poales; Poaceae
Product: probable xyloglucan 6-xylosyltransferase 1
Exons: 2
Biological process (GO): xyloglucan biosynthetic process
Cellular component (GO): trans-Golgi network; endosome; membrane
Molecular function (GO): hexosyltransferase activity; UDP-xylosyltransferase activity; xyloglucan 6-xylosyltransferase activity
Source: RefSeq, a predicted model, not a curated record